Molecule: messenger RNA, 684 nt
Organism: Penicillium malachiteum
Lineage: Eukaryota; Fungi; Ascomycota; Eurotiomycetes; Eurotiales; Aspergillaceae
Product: cytochrome P450
Exons: 2
Coding region: 1-684 (227 amino acids)
Molecular function (GO): oxidoreductase activity, acting on paired donors, with incorporation or reduction of molecular oxygen; heme binding; iron ion binding
Source: RefSeq, a predicted model, not a curated record
AUGAGAAAGAAGUCCGUUUACGAAGCUGUUCUCGAUGAUCCGAAUCUCCCAGAUUCCCAGAAGGCUCUGAAACGACUAGAAGAAGAGGGAUCUCUUCUGGUCCUCGCAGGCGCCGAAUCACCCGCUGCAACUCUCAAUGUCAUCUUCUUCCACUUACUUUCGAACCCAAAUAUCUUCUCCAAGUUGCGAGCCGAGUUAAAGACUGUUCCAUCUCCUGCGGGCUGGACUGAUCUCGACAAGCUCCCUUACUUGUCUGCCGUGAUAGAAGAAGGAAACCGUCUCUCCUUCGGUGUUGCAGCCCGCACAUCACGCAUAGCACCUGGUCCAAUCACCUAUACACCAUCUCGUGGUACGCCAGUCAGCAUCUCGACUCUGAGCGCACAUACCGCCUCUAGUGUCUUUCCCGAUUCAUACAGAUUUGAUCCAGAUCGUUGGCUUGGAGAGGAGGGUCGUGAGAGGAGAAAAUUCCAAAUGGCAUUUGGUAAGGGUGGAAGAAAAUGUCUGGGCGUUGAGCUUGCUCGUGCAGAGCUUUGCCUUGUGGUUGCAAGCCUUGUGCAGAGAUUUGAUAUGACUCUGUGGAGGACGGAUGCAAAUGAUGUGGCAUUCCUACAUGAAUUUGUAGUUGCUAUGCCCAGUUUAAGCUCUAAGGGAGUUCAGGCACUGGUAAAGAGCGCAAAGGAGUAG